Amborella trichopoda is the source of this 2862-nucleotide messenger RNA. RefSeq names its product SH2 domain-containing protein B. Gene Ontology annotation, molecular function: DNA-binding transcription factor activity. Lineage: Eukaryota; Viridiplantae; Streptophyta; Magnoliopsida; Amborellales; Amborellaceae. Gene Ontology annotation, biological process: signal transduction; regulation of DNA-templated transcription. The record is from RefSeq and is a predicted model, not a curated record.
AACAACCCGAUCAUGCCGAAUGAACCGCUCGAUUUACUGCUUACUCGGAUCCAGGCCUUGCCGUUGGCCGGUUUUCGAGUCCCAUUCGAUCUUUCGAACACUGCCUGGAAUUGCAGGACUGGCUUGUCUAUUCCAAGCCGUUUGCCAUUUCCGGACCCUCAUUUCUCUCUCUCUAUUAAGGCGUCAAUGCCCUCUCGCUAUUUCCCCCAAAAGAAAACCUAGCAAAUCUCUCUCUCUUCAAAACCCCUCUUUCCUUGGUGCUCUUGCUCAAGGAGUUGAGAAGCAUCGUUGUGAUGCCUUGCGAGCAGGCGCUGGUAGAAGAGGAUGAUGAGUAUGUCACCCUCGACAAAAUCCUCAUUAACCUGCAAAAUCCGUCUUCUUUCACUCUAUGUCUCUGGGUUUACUUCCUUCCCCCGGCUCCACUCUCCUCCAUUGUCAUCCGCCAGAUUCAUCCAGACAUUGAAUUUGAUGUUCCAUUCCUCGUCUUGAAUUCUGAGAAGAAGCUUUCCCUUUUGCCUAUGUUGUUUCUUCAUAAUGAAGCGCUCAAUCCAGAGGCUACUUCUUGGGAUGAUAGACCAUGUGCUUCUGCUGAAGUAGCUUGCCCUCUUGAGAAAUGGGUUCAUAUUGGAUGCGAGGUUUCAAGAGAUGCAAUUCGUCUUCACAUUGAUGGGGUGAUGGUUGGAGAGAAGUUUCUCUCUUGUUCAAUGGAAAACAAUAUUGAUCAGAACAAAUUGAGUGGAAUUACCUUAUCUGGUAUUAAUGGAGGUGACAACAAACUACAGGGCUAUGCCCACUAUGUUAAAGUCAUUGCCGCACCUUCUGUUACAAACCACUUUGUUAAGCAGAACCCACCAGUGGAAUUAGCACUUGAUGGUUCAUCCUGUAUGUCAGAAAAUCAUGAGGUUGAAGAGAGCAGGGAUGGUGUUUGGAGUGUCGUUGGUGGCAAGGCAUCUUGCCGCAGAAACUUUGCACUUGAUGUCAUCUUACUAGAUGCCCUUGGACGCUCUGUUCACAAGGAUAUGGAGCUCUGUGCUUUACUUGUUUAUGCGGAUAACGGAAUGCUCGUUGAGAGAUCAAAAGGUGAUCCUGAAGCUCCACUUUUGACAACCUUUGAUGGUGUUGAGUUUCCUUCGGCUGAUAGACCUAUAAAACUUCUUCAUGGUCGUGCCUCAUUUAAGCUGAAAAUUUCUCAGCUUUCUUCCAAAUGUGAUAAUAGGCUCUUCCGAGUUCGUUUUGUCUCACUAAGCACACCAAGAUACCCUUUUCUGGAAGUACAUUCGCGCCCAAUACGUUGUAUCUCAAGAAAUCGUACUAUUCGAUUGUCGAGUGUAUCUAAAAAGCAUAACCCGAAGGCAAUGAAUCAACUUGAUACUGCCCAAUCACCAGGAGGCAAUGAUGAUCUCUUAGAGCCCGAUCAGAAUCUUGGAUCCAAGCUUAGUCCUCCUCUAAAGCGUGUCAAAAGUGGACAUAAACUUUCGAUCAAGUACGGCACUGAUUUUGCAUCAGACAAUUCCUGUGAUGGAAACAGGUCUCACACAUUGACUACUACAGAUGAUGGGAAUGUACUUAGAGGUAAUUUUGAGGAAAAAACAAGAAACCACUAUGGAGAUACAGGUGAUAUUGAGUCCGACUCUGAGAGUGAUGAUGACCGAAAUCAUGGCUUGAGGAGUGCAGACUCAGGGAGUCCAUUGUCAGAUAUGGCAGUUUUCAGAUAUUGUUUAGAAGGCAUGGCUGAGCGUCGUGCAUAUCUAAAAGAGGCUAUCUCUUCUAUGAGCGACCGGAAUUUGGCAGAUUUUGCUGCCCAUGUUUCAGAGAACACUGGAUGUUAUCAUAAUGGGUAUCAAAUACUUAUAGCAAAGCGACUAAUCCAAGAAGGGACACAAACUUGGAACCUGCUUUCAGGGAACAAUCACCAUGUUCUUUGGAUAAAUGCAAUUCCAGAAAUUGAACGGCAAUUUAUGAAGAUUUCACAGUCAACUAGCAGGAGUCUAUCUGGCCUGGACAAAGAGUUCUUACGAAGAAUAGCAGGAGGAUGUGACAUAUUGGUGCAUGAAAAUUUUGAAAAAUUGUGGCAGUGGCUAUACCCUGUGGCUUUGGCUAUAUCCAAGCAACCUGUAAAGGCAGCUUGGGAAUCCACAUCACCAAAGUGGAUUGAAGGUUUGAUUACACAGGAAGAGGCUGAAGCUUUUAUUAGGGGCCCACAUGGGCUCCAAAAGAUGGGAACUUUCAUUCUCCGGUUUCCAACUUCAAGGAACUGGCCUCACCCAGAUGCUGGGAGUUUGGUUGUUAGUUAUGUUGGUGCUGAUAAUGCUCUUCAUCAUAAGCUGCUUUCUCUUGAUGAUAGAGGAACAAAUGGAAAGUCACUGCCAGAGUUGCUACUGGCUGAACCUGAGCUCUCUCAAUUAUGCAGGGUUGGGAGAAACUUGGCUGAGACUGUGGAGGAUGAGAUCUAGUUACCAUUCUCUUGCACAAUCCAUAAUUGGGCAUGGGGUAUUCCUAUAGUUAUUCUUGUUCACCAUGUACAGUCAUUGUUUUGAUGUUUUGAUUAUGCAUGUCAAGGAAAUGCCACAUGCUCCAUUUAUCGACAAAGAUGAAGACUGCCUUCACAUUAACAUGUUGAUGAGUUAAGGAUGAGAUUUUGCUUCCAUUCGACGAAGUUUUGUGGCACAUGGAUGAUGACAUUGGGGUGGCAUUCUUACAUUCCAUUGUUGUUGAGUAUGAUAGCGUAGCCUCUCUCUCUUUCUCUCUCUGGUGCAUGGGUGAUGAUUUUUAAAUAUUCUUCUGUUAUCGGGUCAGAUAAUAACGCAUCUCUCUCUCUCAUGCACGGAUGAUGAUUUUUUCAUAUUCUUCUGUUGUGUCAGA